Scedosporium apiospermum is the source of this 1968-nucleotide messenger RNA. Its product is annotated as Vacuolar sorting. Gene Ontology annotation, biological process: intracellular protein transport; vesicle-mediated transport. The transcript has 4 exons. The coding region runs from base 1 to 1968 and encodes 655 amino acids. Lineage: Eukaryota; Fungi; Ascomycota; Sordariomycetes; Microascales; Microascaceae. The record is from RefSeq and is a predicted model, not a curated record. Gene Ontology annotation, cellular component: fungal-type vacuole; CORVET complex.
AUGGCGCCCAGAGUCAGCUUCAAUCCUGAGCAGAUCCGGGAGAAAGCAAGACGAGAUCUGCUCACUCUUCUUGAGGGUGUUCGUGGCAAGAAGAAUGUCGUCUUCGAUCGAAGCCUCGUCGGCCCAGUUGGCGUAAUAGUUAAGGUUACGACGCUCCAGGAGUAUGGAGUCGAUAAAUUCUUCAUCCUCGAGAAUCAAAAUGUCGAUACGAGCCAGCGCAACGUCAUCUUCAUUACGAGAGGGGAAUGUGGCCGCCACGCUCAGACAAUAGCAGACCAGAUCCGUCGACUGCAACGCGAAAGCCAGACCGGCCAUGACUUCCAUAUCUUCUGGGUCCCUCGACGUACGCUCGUAUCCAACAGAGUUCUCGAAGAGGCGGGUGUGUUAGGCGAUGUGACCAUAUCUGAGCUCCCACUACACUUUUUCCCGCUGGAACGAGAUGUCUUGUCCCUAGAACUGUACGACUCGUUCGAGGACCUGUAUCUUAACAAAGACGUAACCCCUACCUAUCUUCUAGCGCGUGCUCUCAUGGAGAUCCAGCAGAACCAUGGUCUCUUCCCAAGAAUCAUUGGCAAAGGCGACAACGCGAAGCGUGUUGCGGAUCUCCUAGGUCGUAUGAGACAGGAGGUCAUUGCCGAGGGUGGUGCUGGUGAAGGUACCAAGGAUGGGCUUACACCUAGUACUACGAUUGAGAGCGUCAUUAUCAUCGACCGGGAGGUUGAUUUUGUGACACCGCUCUUGACCCAGCUUACAUACGAGGGUCUCAUUGACGAGGUCUUCGGCAUCGAGAAUAACCAGGCAAAGGUAGAUACGACUGUCGUUGGGGCACCAGCUCAGUCGUCGUCAGUGAGCUCGCAAACACGCAAGCGUCCCAUCCAGCUCGAUUCUUCCGACAAGCUGUACGACCAGCUGCGUGACGCCAACUUUGCCAUAGUUGGAACUUUGCUUAACAAGGUAGCCUUGAGACUACAAAGGAUUCAAAAGGACUACGAAGCAAACCAGAGUACCAAGACCAUAGCCGAGCUGAAGGAAUUCGUGGGAAACCUCCCGGCAUAUCAGGCGGAGCAACAGAGCUUGAGGAUUCACAGCGGCUUGGCCGAGGAGAUCAUCAAGCAUACUAGAUCCGACUUGUUUAAGGGACUGCUCAAGGUGCAACAAAACCUCGCAGACGGCGCGGACCCAUCGUCUCAGUUUGAAACUAUUGAAGAGCUCAUCGCCCGUGAUACACCUUUGAAGGAGGUCCUGCGGCUUUUAUGCAUAUACUCUUGCAUGUCGGCGGGAAUCUCGCAGAAGGAGUUUGACCAGUUCAGACGUCUUAUACUCGAGGGUUAUGGAUACCAGCAUAUCCUGACGUUGCAUAAACUGGCGAAACUCCAGCUUAUCCUUCCAAAGUCAUCGCCGUUGGCCGGAAUGAUUCCGAUGGCAGGCGGUUCGGACGCGGCGGGGACCAAGACAAACUAUACGUAUUUACGACAACAGCUGAGACUCAUCGUCGAUGAGGUAAAGGAGGAUGACCCGGACGAUAUAGCCUACGUAUACAGCGGGUAUGCGCCGCUGUCUAUUCGGCUUGUCCAGUGCGUAUUACAGAAGCAGUAUUUGUUCCAGGUUACAAAGGGUACCGGCAGUGCUCCUGGGGGCGGCGCUACAUCUACAGGCGGGGCGCAGGGCUGGCUUGGAUUUGACGAUGCCGUCAAGCAUGUUCGGGGUCGCACAUUUUAUGAACUCCAGAAGGGUGAGGACAAGGCCGUAAAGGCUCGGGCUCUUCUCUCGGGAGGCGCUGAAAAGCAGACCGUCUUUGUUGUUUUUGUCGGGGGGAUUACUUUUACCGAAAUCGCGGCUCUUCGUUUUAUUGCGAGACAGGAGAAAGAUCGGAGGAAUAUUGUCAUCUGCACGACUUCAUUGAUUAGCGGGAAUAGGAUGAUGGACGCGGCGAUUGAAACGAAUUCAUAUGCAAAGGAGUCCGGUUAG